CAUAAAAUCAGUCGCCAUCUUUGCUUCAACCUUUCAAUCGCUCUACAGAUUUGCGGGCGUUUCAUCGCCGUUUUUCAAUGUUUUGCUCAAAUAAAUCGUUACAUUUUCGUUGUAAAGCCACAUAAAACCUUUGCGAUAGUUUGUGUAAGUGAUAAGUGCGAAAAUGAGCUUUUUCGGGUUCGGACAGACUGCGGAUAUUGAAAUCGUAUUUGAUGAUGCUGACAAACGGAAGGUUGCCGAAGUGAAAACGGAUGAUGGCAAAAAGGAGAAGUUGUUGCUGUAUUACGACGGUGAAACCGUUUCGGGAAGAGUGAACGUCACUCUGAGGAAACCCGGGUCGAAACUUGAACACCAAGGCAUCAAGGUCGAGCUUAUAGGUCAGAUAGAAUUAUUCUACGACAGAGGUAAUCAUCAUGAAUUUAUAUCGCUAGUGAAGGAGCUGGCCCGCCCCGGUGACUUGUUACAGCACACUUCGUAUCCAUUCGAGUUCGCUAAUGUAGAAAAACCUUACGAAGUUUACACGGGCGCUAACGUCAGGCUAAGGUAUUUCCUAAGAGCCACGAUCGUGCGUCGCCUCACUGAUGUCGUCAAGGAGGUGGACAUCGCUGUUCACACGCUAUGCAGCUACCCAGAUGUUCUUAACUCAAUAAAGAUGGAAGUAGGCAUUGAAGACUGCCUGCACAUAGAAUUUGAGUACAACAAAUCAAAAUACCAUUUGAAAGAUGUAAUUGUCGGCAAAAUCUAUUUCCUUCUUGUCCGCAUUAAAAUUAAACAUAUGGAAAUAUCAAUAAUUAAAAGGGAAACAACAGGUUCUGGGCCUAACACAUUCACUGAAAAUGAAACAGUUGCAAAGUAUGAAAUUAUGGAUGGGGCCCCUGUUAGAGGGGAGAGCAUUCCUAUAAGAGUCUUUUUAGCUGGUUAUGACCUCACACCAACCAUGAGAGAUAUAAACAACAAGUUCUCUGUACGGUACUACCUAAAUCUUGUGUUAAUGGACACAGAGGAUCGCCGCUACUUUAAGCAACAAGAAGUCACACUAUGGAGGAAGAGUGACAAGUCUAGACUGCCAUUACAUAAUGCACAUGUGCCGCAAACAUUGUCCCAUCCGAGUCAUCCGAUGCCAAGACAGUUGAGUGCUUCUAGUGAAGACAACUCAAACAGAGCCAUAUCUCCAUCCAACCCCAACCUGAUGCAGAGGUCCAUCUCUCCCUCCAUGAAUGAUGAAGAUAAGCAGAAUGGCCCUUCUGAAAUGGAGCAAGAACAUCCUGAUGUCAUAACAAACAAAAUGUCCAACACGCACAUUGAAAAUAACCAGCUAGGUGAAGAAGAAAUUGAUGAUGAGUCUGCCCCAUUAGCGGAGAAACAAAUAAUACCUGAAAAGCCACUGGUAGCAGAGAAACCUCAGGUGGCUGAGAAGCCAGUGAUAGCUGAGAAACCAGUCCUAAACCGGCCUGAAAGUGACGCUAGUCCGAGUCAAUAGCCGAUAUGUAAAUGCGCGGUCGACUCGACAGGCGCCGACGAUAUGAACUAUUUGUUUUCGUACUUGAAAACUAUCAUAUAAAUAAAUAUAAAGGAUUGUAGUUGUAUUAACUUUUCAUGUGGUACCAUCAGACAUGGUUUGUAGGCUACAAGGAAAAGUUGGUACAACUGUGACCCAUACAGAAAUUGUUGUAGAAUUCAGGAUUUCUAUUAUUAAAAUGUUGAGCUGUAUAAAUCGAAAUUAUUGACAUAGUGACUGUCAGCAUCAAAUGGAAUAUGGGCUCUUAAUGUAAGUGUACAUUGCUAUCAUUGCAAAAAUACUUGCUGGAAUAUCUUGAGAUAUCUGUUAUACUAUAUGUAAGUUAGUGUCCAAAAUAGAACCUUGUUGCAGCUGUGUAAAGAACAUUUUAGCAUAAUACAAGUUGUCUGAAAGGCCUUUGUUUUUGCAUGUAAAGGCUUAUUAUUUUAAUUCAAAUAGAAUGUGCUUGUUUAAGCAUUUUAAUUAUUACAAUUGUGAAUUUAUUUGAGUUCAAGUGACAUUUAAGGUAUGGCAAUAUUUUUUAACUGAACCAAAUUAAAUACAUCAUGUUAAUCUGUGGAUUAUUAACCACAGUGAAAUUAUAAUAUAAGUUAUUAUUGUUUUAAUUGCAUUGUUGUGUAUACAUAGAAUGAAUUCUACAUUGGAAGCAGUACAAUGUCUAGGUAUCUGUUAUUGUCACAACACUUAUCACUGGUUCAAAGCAAAUGUAACUAAACCUCACAGCAAUUGUGUCAUUUUAUUUAUCUGUAAUUGUUUUAUAUGUACAAUAUCUCAAGCUAAAAUAGUGUUUGUCCAUUUAAACAGUAGGAAUAAACAGAUUUUUUUAAAGUUAACAAGUUAGAUAAUGAUUUAAUUUUGAUGACUGCACAGAGGGUAAAAAGUGUAAAAAUGUAAUAUAGCCAACUUGAUUAGCAUUUAGAUAUAUGCUUUUCCAGUAUUCUGAGACUCUAACAUUGUUUUUUCACUAUUUUUAUUUUAGUGUACUAAGUAAACAGCCCACAUUUUAGGUAGGUACAUCAAUGGAGUGCAUUAGUAAAAAAAAAAUUAUUAAACAUUUGUCUCAAAUUAGGCAAUGUGCAGCUUUUUAUAUUACAUACAUUGUUUCUAAUUUCGCCAGAUAGAUUGUUUUCAUAGAAAAUUAUCAAAAGUGUGACUAUACUUAGUGUGUAUAUUAAAAUUAAAAGAUGUAACUCUAAGAAUAUUUGAAAAGUCAAAAUUGUAGGUGUCGGAAACUAUAAUACGUGGAAACUUUUAAUUUUAUUUUAGGACAAUGCUUCAUAAUAUAUUCUAGUUACGUAAUGCGUGAUGUAUUUUGAUGAUUUUUUAUUUGUUUGCAUAUCAGGAUCUGUCAAUGCUUAUCAUUUUAUGAACAUUAUUAAUUUUACAGUAAUUCAUGAGUCUGAUUUUAGGUAUAUAUUACUAGCCAGUUCUACCAAAUUAGUUUUAUACAGUAUGAUUCAUUGUAGAAUGAAAUGGUAUCAUAAUCACCGUAGGUACACGUCCACUGCUAACUACGAUUUGUAUACAGAAGAGAUACCAACCACGUCACCUCCAUAGUUUUGAAUAUGGUUAAUCAACGUAUGGAAUACGAAUUCACGCCAGCUCAAUAUUUAAUUAAUUGUUAAAACCGCUAUCGACAAAUUAGGGCGUGAUUUCUGCUAUUGUUAUUGUUUAAAAUAUUAUUUUUAAAGUUGAUAGUAACAACGCUUUACCAUUACUGGACUUUUUACAUUGCCAGUGAUUUUUUUUACAUAAGUUACACCGGUUUCAGGUCAGCUUUGUAAAAAAAUGAUAUUGCGAUCCUUUCAAGAAACGCUCGUAAAAGUAUCGUUAGCGAAGUUCUGUCCGGUAAUAUUUCUUCAUUUGUAACAAUAAACCACGGAGCGAGAUGUCUCCCGCCUCGUACGACAAAUUUUAUUAUAAAAGUGAUUUGUUAAAGCAAUUUUAAAGUGUUUGGGCUUUGUUAUUUGUACAUAUCAUUGCAUUGUUAAACAAUGCACGACCAUAGAUUGUAUCUACAUCAAUUUAUUUCAAUUGAACCCGUCAAGAGAGCAGUUUGUAUCAAUUGGAACUAUGUCACCAUAUUAGGAAACUAUUGUGAGACACUCGAUUCUGGCGCGGACGAAAAUAUUCUUCAAUGAACCUAAAGUAAUAAUUUUGAUACAGCUUCGAUAGUAACAACGUGAAUCUUAUAAGACAAAUGUCUGUAAAAAAUAUACUAAAAUAUUAUAUAUUGCGUAUAUAAUUAGUUUAAGUUUUAAAAAGUUUUACAGCCUGUGGGCACGCUGAAGGAAAUGCCUUAUUAUAUGCAUGCAAGAAAUAGAUCCAACCUAUUUUUAAAGGCUCUUUGUGCUGUCUAUGGAUAAUUUAUGUAGAUUCUAUCCAUUAUUUUUAUGUAAAUUAAGUAAAGUUACAAGUUAUUAAAAAUAUUGUGUUAUAUUAUAAUUGAUUGUUUGGUUUUAGUAUCACACUGUAUAAUAAAGAUAUCUUGUUUCUAUUGAGAUUAAGGCGGCAUGUCGAUUGUAACAUUAUUGUUAAUAAAAUAUAUAUGUAUAAAUUGCUGAA
This is a messenger RNA of Helicoverpa zea (corn earworm), 4084 nucleotides long. It is a transcript of the gene Vps26, whose product is annotated as vacuolar protein sorting-associated protein 26B-like. The record is from RefSeq and is a predicted model, not a curated record. Gene Ontology annotation, cellular component: retromer complex; endosome. Gene Ontology annotation, biological process: retrograde transport, endosome to Golgi; intracellular protein transport. NCBI's taxonomy places the organism in Eukaryota, Metazoa, Arthropoda, Insecta, Lepidoptera, Noctuidae. The coding region runs from base 164 to 1480 and encodes 438 amino acids. The transcript has a single exon.